AUGUUCUCAUUUCCGCUGCUCAUUCUGGUUCUAACUUCGGGUGCGCUCGGUUAUGUUUCGGGGUCUCCCGCUGUAGAGGAAGCCUACCAGGCGGUGGUGAGCAUCGUGUCUCCGGGACAGCAGCAUCUGACCGGGGAUUCCCUCCGGUCGCUCUUUAAUACGCUGGAGAACCGUGUGCAGUGCGGCGACGUGUCGUGUGAAAAGUGUGAUCUAGUUAAUGGCGCCGACCAGCUCAUUGGUAAUCACUCCGCUCACGAGGAUGAAGCGGCGGGAAAAGUCGGCGAAAACGUCACCAUCACCGUGUCUCAGUUCACUCCUCUUGCCGCCGGCUCUGUUCUGUACCUGACGGCUCCUGGCCUGGUCUGCACCGCCAUCGGCCAGGGCAGGUGGAGAGAGGAGACCGAACACUUCUUGCACCAAGUCACAGUUCACGACCACGGACAUCCCCACGAACACAAGGCCGAGUCGCGCGCACACACUCACAUGGACGAUCACGGAGUAGAGACGGUGUUUCUGAAGUUACGCAAGCACUAUGAGGCCACAGGCAACGAGAGCUGUGUCACAGCCAGCGUCAUCAUGGCGGAGAUCAACGCAACAUCACCGGCACAGGAUCAGGAAGUGGGUGCAGUUCUGGGCCGCGUCCUGUAUUACGCCCUGCAAGGUCGAUGCUUCACUGCCGAGUCGCUGCCCGAGGAGAGCUUCUUCCUCCACUACAUCAUGCACAAGCUGGGAUCAGACAACUUCACCGUGGAGGAUUUGGAAGCUUUUAUGAAGACCCUGAACAUCGGACCUGCAGACCAUGAUCACGGACACGAUCACGGACACGAUCACGGACACGAACACGCAGAGGUUGAACACGCUCAUGAUGAUCACAGCCGUCAAAGACUGAGGAAGAAGAGUGGACAUGAACACCAUGAGGAGCAUGAGACAAACAGCACCUGGGACCAUCGCUGUUUCUCUGCCGAAGAGCUCGUCCAGAUCUAUGGCCUGCCAGAAAACAGCGCCGCCUCUAGUCUGGGUCCGUCGGACAUGGCUCAGCUCAGUCCUGCUCUGGUGCAGCAGAUCCUGAGUGGAGCCUGUGCAGCAACCACAGAACCAGCUGGACCAGAUGGACUCACCAUGGCUCAGAGAUACCUCUAUGCAACCGCCGCCAACGUAGUGAUAACACUGAUGGCCAUGUUUGGUAUCGUGGUGCUGCUGUGUACGUCCUGCACGCAGGUCUUCCAGUUGUCUAUCCAGUUCUGCAUCAGCAUGGCUGUCGGUUCCCUGACUGGAGACGCCUUCCUGCAUCUGCUACCUGUGUUUCUGGGUCUACAUGUGCACGGAGCUGGCGAGAGCCAUGCAGAUCACAGUCAUGACGAAGGAGUUCCUGACCACAUAAAGAAGAUGUUGGUACUCAUUGCUGGGAUUUACUGCUUUUACCUGAUGGAAACAAUUUUCUCUCUGAUCACAUACAAAGGUGAUAAGCACCAUCAGCAGCAGCAGCACCAUGGGGAAGAUGGGGAGCCUCACCACUGUGACCAUGGGAGGGUUUUGGAGAUGUAUCAGCAGGAAAGGAAAGAAAAAGGCAACGCCAAGUCAGUUUCAAAAGCAGAUCUGGUUGACCUUGAAGAUGAAGAAAAAUCACUUUCCGAGCCGAAAAAGCGCAACAGAGAACAACGUCUGCUACCUUAUAUGAUCACUAUUGGUGACGGGAUCCACAACUUUGCAGACGGAUUAGCGAUAGGUGCAGCUUUCUCUCUGUCGUGGAAGUCUGGUCUGGCCACGUCAGUGGCUGUGCUCUGCCAUGAGCUUCCUCAUGAACUCGGCGAUUUUGCCAUUUUGCUCCAUUCUGGUGUAUCAGUUUGCAAGGCGUUACUUUUAAAUGUCGGCAGCGCCAUGACCUCAUUCGUCGGCCUGUACAUCGGUCUGUCUGUAGCCACCGACAUCGCAACCCAACAGUGGAUAGCAGCCUUGGCUGCGGGACUUUUUCUGUAUGUGGGUCUGGCUGAUAUGCUGCCUACCAUGAUCCACAUCAACAAUAACAAACCCUGGCUGGUGCUUCUGCUGCAGAAUGCUGGCCUUCUGACCGGGUGGAGUGCUCUGCUGCUGUUGUCACUUUAUGAAGACAACAUCGCCUUUUAAUACGCGGACUGUCAAGACGUCAGGCUGUUCGCUGGAUUCAUAUUCUGGGAUCAAGAUUGUAAAAACCUUUGGACACUGUUCACUGCGACAUGUCUGGGAGUUUAUGGGCAUAAAUGAGCUCAGAGAGACAGAGUGAAAAGCUGAUGUCAGCCAGAUGCUGCUAGUUACCACAAACAUAAGGUUAAAGAACCUGUCAGAUGUGGGACUUUUUCUUGGGAAGUGAUUAAAUUUGCUGAGCUUACUUGACUGUGUUCAACCAAUGUUUAGUUUGUGGUGGACAAAAACACCAGAAACGUGCAAUCGACUACAAUUAAACCACCACUAACAGCCUUCUGAUUUAAACAGUGUUUCUAUUUGAUUUAGGGUCCAAUAAGGUUGCUGUCAUGAACUACAUCAGAUGCAGCUGAAAAUAUCCAAUAUUCUCAAUUCUUUUUAUCACUGCUGAGAUUUGUCUUUUUGUAUCUUUUAUCUGACACAUUUUGUAGCUGAUGACACAUCAUGUCGCUCACUUUAAGUUACAUAACAUCAGUAGUAAUGGUGAGAUUAGAAGGGCAUUGUGAAAGUCCACAGUGACACAGAACUGGUGAUAAAAGUGUUCAGGUUUGUUCAGUUCAGCUUUUCUUCUUCUCGUUUUUUUUUCUUGAACUGCACUGAUAAAUGUGUGUUGAUAAAAAUAACACUAAGUGUCAGAAUGUAUUUUACAUUUGUGAGUUGCCCUUGUAUUGUACAGAGUUGUUUUUUUUUUUGUGCUUUUUAUGAAAAAUAUCUGUUGUCCAGUCGAGCAUAAACAAGAAUGUCAAUUUGCCAAAUAAAAAUAUACUGACCCACUUUCAGACUUAUUGUGCUAAAAGCUCAUGUAAUAUAUCAGUAAAUGUAUGCUGGUAUAAGCACUGUGGUUUACAUUCUGUAUUUUAGUGAUGUCCAAACAAUUUAAAACUAUCUUGAAGCUCAGUAGCUUCUUAAUGUUUGUUUUCUAACUAAACAGUCUAAUUUCACAGUUCCUGCAGUGGUUUGGAACAUCUCUGUUGUGUCUUGGAUGAACAUGA
Molecule: messenger RNA, 3170 nt
Organism: Acanthochromis polyacanthus (spiny chromis)
Lineage: Eukaryota; Metazoa; Chordata; Actinopteri; Pomacentridae
Gene: slc39a4
Product: solute carrier family 39 member 4
Exons: 12
Coding region: 1-2124 (707 amino acids)
Biological process (GO): zinc ion import across plasma membrane; intracellular zinc ion homeostasis
Cellular component (GO): membrane
Molecular function (GO): zinc ion transmembrane transporter activity
Source: RefSeq, a predicted model, not a curated record